Molecule: messenger RNA, 384 nt
Organism: Funneliformis caledonium
Lineage: Eukaryota; Fungi; Glomeromycota; Glomeromycetes; Glomerales; Glomeraceae
Source: the annotation of a GenBank genome assembly
AUGAAGAUUGAUAAAGUAUCCAUGUUGAAGGAAAGGUAUGGCAAGUAUUCCUCCAUCUUCAUUGAACAUGAUAAAAAUACAGAUGUGGAUUAUAUUAUAAAAUAUGGUAAAAAUUUAGAUCUUCUUCAUCAUAAACAAGAAAUGUUGAAUAAGUUGUCAUAUUCAUAUAUCAUUAAGUUAUCAUUGGAUAAGAUUCAAGAUAAUCAUCAAAAGUGUGACCAGUUGUUGAAAUGGAUUCAGCAAGUAGAUGUUGGUUUUCAAUAUGCACACUCACAAGGAAUAUUGUAUAAAGAUUAUUUAAUUGAUAACUUAAUUAUUGAUACUGAUGAUAAUAUGAGAAUUAUUGACUGGGAUAUAUUUUGCAGAAAAGAAAACAAUUCUUAA